AUGCUGCCGGUACCGGUAGAACCAGCUGGGAUGUGUGCUUCCGACUCCCUGGCAUACAUAACCAAGAACAACAGUCAGGUGCAGGACAACUCCUCCUCAGGCAUGGUCGCUGCGCUGCACGAGACAUCGAAUGAUCGCAAUGAGGAGGCGCAGUGUGCUGACGCACUCCGUUUGCUUGAGGACUACCCGGAGCCGUUGACAGCAACACAACGCGAGUCGCUGCACCGACACACCGCAGCGCUGGUUCGGCGCUUCACUGCUGUGCGAAAGGGUACACGCGUCAUUGAGCGCGGCUACAGGAGUCUCUUGUCCCUCUUGUCGAGACUAGAAGGCGAGCGGUCGCGCCUUCAGGCUUCGCUUGACAACUUGUUGAAGCCUGACGAGACUCCAACACAAGCGAGCACGACUACAGAACAGCCACAACGCCCCACAGCAACAGUGACUGCGGCUCCGGGUGGAAGUAGCAGCAGGAGGACAGGUGGCCUACUGCGAUCGGCGGCGUUCGCCAACCUGCAUAACGUUCUUAACGCCGCCAAGCGGGAGGAGCAGGAGCGGCACAGGUUGAAUAUUACGCUGGAGAGGGAGAAGAUUGGCAAGAUGGCACAGCUGAAGAUCAUCGAGGACGACCUUGCGGAGCAGAAAGGGCAUCUGGAGCCCCUCGCCGAUAAGUACCAGAAAAGCGAUGCUAUUCUGAAGGCGAUGCAGGCAGAGGUCAUUGAAGCUUUACGUCUCUACGAGGAAAUGCAGCGGAUGGAGGUUGCGUACGCCUCACGCUUUUUCCUGCACGCCUCCGGCUCCCAAGAGGGCGAUGACGGUGCAGAAGCCGUGAUGUAUGACGUGUUUUUUGUCCCAGCCAAGUUCACGGAAGAAGUGCAGGACAUGAUCCGCGAGCAAGUUGAAGAGACACUUGAUGAGUAUCUUUCGUACCGACGUCGCGUCGAUCCGUUGCUGGAGUCACUUGCGGAAGAGCGGCGUCACCGUGAGGAGAAGCGGGCGGAUCAACUCCUGCGACUCAUCGGUGUCGACACCAGUGGUACUGCGGUGGGAACCACCAGUGACUUAGCCCUCACUCCACAGCUGACACUGACGACGGCCCCUGUUACGUUCUCCGUUCUCUCAGCCAAGAAGGAUGGGUCCGCAGGGGCUGGCCAAAUAAGCGAUGCAGAGGAGGAAGAUGAUAAUGACGAUGAGGAUGACACUGCCGGUGAGCCACAGGAAAAGAAACAACGAGACCAAAUUCAAUCCGCUCUUGCUGCACUUGACGAUUUUGAGGAUCUUUAUUGA
Molecule: messenger RNA, 1284 nt
Organism: Trypanosoma grayi
Lineage: Eukaryota; Euglenozoa; Kinetoplastea; Trypanosomatida; Trypanosomatidae
Exons: 1
Coding region: 1-1284 (427 amino acids)
Source: RefSeq, a predicted model, not a curated record